Molecule: messenger RNA, 3039 nt
Organism: Cladophialophora bantiana CBS 173.52
Lineage: Eukaryota; Fungi; Ascomycota; Eurotiomycetes; Chaetothyriales; Herpotrichiellaceae
Exons: 1
Coding region: 1-3039 (1012 amino acids)
Biological process (GO): negative regulation of hypoxia-induced intrinsic apoptotic signaling pathway; endoplasmic reticulum unfolded protein response; cellular response to hypoxia
Cellular component (GO): endoplasmic reticulum chaperone complex
Molecular function (GO): ATP-dependent protein folding chaperone; ATP binding
Source: RefSeq, a predicted model, not a curated record
AUGGCACCCCCCGGCCGACGGAAGCUUUCGACAUUUAGCUUCCUAGCACUAUCUCUCCUCCUAUUCCUUUCUACGACUGCCCAUGCUGCUUCUGCAGUCCUGGGUAUAGAUUUGGGUACAGAGUACCUAAAGGGUGCCAUCGCCCGGCCCGGGUCACCCAUAGAAAUUGUCCUGUCUAAAGAUUCAAAGAGAAGAGAGGCUGCAACGCUUGCGUUCAAACCCUCCAGAGCCCAGAUAAAAGAUGGUGAUGCUUUUCCCGAACGCCUCUAUGGAGGCGAUGCCAUAGCGCUCUCCGCAAGAUUUCCGAGCGAUGUCUAUCCCAACCUGAAGAGUUUGCUGGGUAUGGAAUACUCUGCGGAGGCUGUUAAGGCCUAUGCCAUCCGAUACCCCGGGUUGAACCUUGUACCUGUGGCAAGAGGCAACGAAACGGACAAGGAUGCUGGUACGGUGGGGUUAAAGAGCCAGAGUUUCGGGACCAAGAAGGACGAAAUAUUCAUGGUGGAAGAGUUACUAGCCAUGCAAUUGAAGAACGUCAAGAGCAAUGCGGAAGCGAUGGUCGCCAAGGGUGUAUCUGUCACUGAUGUGGUCAUCACAUACCCUGCGUUCUAUACCGCUGAGGAGAAGCGAGCCAUUCAACUAGCCGCGGACCUGGCGGGAUUGAGAGUUCUAGCUCUUGUCAGCGAUGGACUUGCUAUCGGGCUUAACUAUGCAACCCAUCGGACGUUCGACAGUGUGACGGAUGGCGGAAAGCCUGAGCACCAUCUUGUCUAUGAUAUAGGUGCUGGAUCAACGACUGCAACGGUGCUCAAGUUUCAAGGCAGGACGAUCAAGGGGCCAGGCAAGCGAAAUUCCACCGUUCAGGAGGUCAUCGCUCUCGGAGUGGGAUUCGACGCCUCGCUAGGAGGGGAUUCUUUAAAUGAUGUUAUUGUCGAAGAUAUCAUCUCCCGUUUCCUGGAAACUCCAAGCGCUAAGAAAUUGGGAUUGGGUCGUGAGCAAGUUCGAUCUCACGGGAAAUCAAUGGCGAGGAUUUGGAAAGAGGCGGAACGAGUGCGACAACUUCUCAGUGCCAACGCGGCGUCAACCGCGACUCUCGAAGGCCUCUAUGAUGAUGAUAUCACUUUCAAGUACAGCCUCACCCGAGAUAAGUUUGAAGAGCUCGCUGCAGAUCAUGCUUCUCGUGUAGGGUUUCCCAUUGAAGCCGCUCUCCAGUCGGCCGGGCUGCAACUGGACGACCUCGACUCGAUCAUUCUGCACGGAGGAGCAGUGAGAACCCCAUUUGUGCAGAAGCAGCUCGAAAAGGUGGCUAGCGGAUCGUCCAAGCUGAAGACCAACGUCAACGCCGACGAGGCUGCCGUCAUGGGAGCAGCUUUCAAAGCUGCCUCUUUAAGCCCCAGCUUUAGGGUCAAAGACAUUCGUGGCGCAGAUAUUUCGGGUUUCUCUUUUUUCUUGAAAUGGAGUGUCGAGAACAAAGAAAAGGCACAGAAACUGUUCCAUCCGUCCUCCCAAGUUGGAGCUGAGAAGCAAGUGCCUAUCAGGACGCUGGAAGAUGUCACCUUUGGGUUCACUCAAACAGUCAAGGAGCUAGAACUUCCUGUAACGGAGGUUGGAGCAUUGAACUUGACGAAAUCUGUGGGUGAGCUGAAGGAAAAGCAUGGAUGUGCGGCGGCGAAUAUAAGCACCAUUUUCACAAUGCGGUUGAGUCAUGUGGAUGGGUUGCCAGAAGUUGUUUCGGGGUCUGUUAGCUGCGAAACUGAGAGCACCAAAGGCGGGACCGUCAUUGACAACGUCAAAGGUUUGUUUGGCUUCGGCUCGAAUAAGGACGGUGAUCAGAAGGUCGUCGAAGACGAAGACGCGACUGGAGGAACCUCAGAAUCUCAGAUUCUGUCGCCUUCGUCUGAUCCAACAAGCUCUGGAUCAACCAUGUCAUCUGCUUCGCCAUCACUUUCAGAUUCAGAGUCGGCCGCUUCUUCCUCUUCCUCCUCUUCGACUAAAGCCGCAAAAGCAACUAGAUCCACGCCCACAAUUGUUUCAAUACCACUGGCUCUGAGAUCGACAGUUGUUGGGCUCAAUGCUCCCCCUAUUGAAAUUCUGCCUCGUCUCCGACAGCGUCUAACUCAAUUCGAUAUCUCAGAUCGCAAUGCCGCUCUCCGAGCUGAAGCUUUGAACACUCUCGAGGCUUUCACAUACCGAACAAGGGACUAUCUGGAGGACGAGAGCUUCAUCGCUGCCUCGAGUCAGUCUGUUCGGAAAGAACUAGAAAAACAGCUGUCAAGCAUCUCCGAAUGGCUAUACAGUGACGGCCUCGAUGCCAAACUCCAGGACCUCAAGGACAAGUUGAAGACUCUCCAUGGCCUCGUUGAUCCGGUGUUGAAGCGUCAGGAUGAAGCUAUGAAACGGCCGGAUGCUGUGAAGGCCUUGAAAGAGGGACUGGAGAGCAUGAAUGGGAUGAUUACGAUGGUGGAAGGAAGCAUCAAGAAGGCUGCAGAAAAUGCAGCUUCGAGUGCAAGUGAAUCUGCAGAAUCUGCAGCCUCGAGUGCCUCGACAAGCUCGGCUACAAUGGAUGGAGAUGAUUUAGACGAGGACCCGUAUAGCAGCGCGUCAGCAGGUGAAGCAACGCAGACAGCCGAACCGCCUCCGGUUAAACCAUAUGAGUACACGAACGAAGAUCUGGCAGCUCUUACGACGAAAUAUGAUGAGGUGAAGAAAUGGCUCGACGAGAAACUUGCCAUGCAAAACACCCUGGGUCCACACGAUGAUCCUGCCUUCCUGGUCUCUGAAUUGCAGAACAAGGGGCAGGAGUUACAGAAACUGGUUUCGGAUACUAUUAUGAAGACAAUCAGGAUGCCAGAGAUACCCAAAAAGGGGAGGACUGGGGGUGGAAAGAAAGCGACAGGGAAGGGAAAGGCCAAAAAGACGAAAUCUUCCACCCCAAGCGGCAGCGAGACCGCAGGAAGUAGGACCUCCAAAGUGAACGCUUCAUCAAACUCAUCGUCGACGCCGACUGCCUCAGCGACGAAGAGCAUCAAGGAUGAGUUGUAA